Vigna radiata var. radiata (mung bean) is the source of this 2836-nucleotide messenger RNA. RefSeq names its product putative lipase YOR059C. The coding region runs from base 1466 to 2614 and encodes 382 amino acids. Lineage: Eukaryota; Viridiplantae; Streptophyta; Magnoliopsida; Fabales; Fabaceae. The record is from RefSeq and is a predicted model, not a curated record. The transcript is spliced from 11 exons.
AUGAACUUAAAAUAAAAUUGGACUUUACGAGAAGAAUGGGGUCCACCUUUCCACUUCCUCGAAAAAAAGAAAGAAUUGUAAAAUUAAGGUAGUCAGACAAUGACCCAGGUUUGUAAAACUGGGCUAGAGGGUGGGGUGGGCCUGGUUCUGGCCCGAGAGAUGGUCCAUCUUCCUUGAUUGCUUGGUCUCUUUUCUACCAGUGAUCAAUGGGAAACUGUCAAGUGACUAGAAGACCAAUUCUUUUUCUGCUGAUUUUAUAUUUUAGUACUUGACAGCCGGCUUGUUGGUAGUCUUGCAUUGCAUUGAAUGUUUUUGUUGUUUAUCUGGUUCUACUGACGGUUAGAAAUUUAAGUAUCAAUUGAGACUUACAAAAGAAAUACACAGAAACCCAUUCAUUGUCUUGAUGAUUUGGGUUGAAGUUCUCUUAGAAUCUUUCUUUGUUUAUCCUAUAAAACUCUGACAGAAGGAACCACGGAAAGUAUACCCAUACUAAUACCAGAGUAGAGAUUUUUCACUGAAACCAAAAACAUGCAUGUGAAAAUCUUGGUGGUGAGACCAUUAAUGCUCCUUGAGUUCCGUAUGCUUAUUGAUAAAAAAACCUAUUUAACCGUAAAACCCUGCUCAACUAGGGGUAUGCAAUCAACUCUAUGUUCGUAUCAAAUCUCUAAACCCCACUGGCGUGGAGCUUACUGAUAAACACUAUCCUAUACUAUUUCCGUUGGUACCACCGCUGAAUUGAGAUACUUGUGUUUGGGCGUUACAUUUAUUAAUGUUAUCAAAAUGUACCACAUAAUGGUGCACUAUGCUUGGAAAAUGCAACAGUGGCAUUUACUUAGUCUUGAUAAUUUCAACCAUAGGAAGUUUAAGCUGCUGAAGGACCUAAUCUCUUUGUCUUGAAGUUCAUUAUCCAUUCAACCCAGCAUUCCCUAGGUAGAUUGUGUGGGCGAUUUUCUGCCGUAGACCAUUUCAAAUUAAAUGCAACUAGCAGCACUCUGAAAGUUCAUAUUGUACCAGUACACAACCAAUGCAACGAAUCUUCCCAUUGCUUAUGCUACUCAUUAGGAAAAUAGCAUAAGACUCUUAACACCUUAUUUGGUUCUUCAGUUUGCCCAUCUGUUUUAGGGUGAUGUGUUUAGAUCAUUUGGAUAGCACUACCCUCCAUUUAGGCAAAAAGAAUUCAGAUCAGAACUUGCUUAUAAAUGUUGGAUCUCCAUGAAAUGAACAACCUCCUCAGCUAACAACUAAGCCACCCUUUGAGAUGAAAAGGGGUCUUUCAAUAACUUGAAGUAACCACACUACUAGGUUGUCUUUGUGAUAAAAUCAAUCCCCACAUCAUCCGUAAAAGCCGUUGGUCUGGUAUAGCUAAAGCUCGAGUAGACCUGCUGGAGACGCAGCUUGACGCGUGUUGUGCUUCUGGAUAGGUACAAAUAUUGGACAGAGACACCAGGGCCUUAGUGCUCAUGCUAUGAGUACCGUCACUCAUGGAAAUUCUAUUUCUAGCAUAGGGAAUUUGAAGAACGACCCUGAUCAUCUCCUUGUUCUUGUCCAUGGUAUCUUGGCUAGCACAGCGGACUGGACUUAUGCAGAAGCAGAGUUAAAAAGGCGUCUUGGAAAAAACUAUUUAAUUUACGUCAGUUCAUCAAAUACUUACACUAAGACAUUUACUGGGAUUGAUGGAGCUGGAAAGCGGUUAGCUGAUGAAGUAUUGCAAGUUGUUAAAAAGACAAGGAGCCUUAAAAGAAUCUCCUUUCUAUCCCAUUCUUUGGGAGGCUUGUUUGCUAGAUAUGCAAUUGCUGUUCUUUAUUCACCUGAUACCUACAGUAGAGAUCAACCAGGUGAUCUGGCAAACAACAUGACAGAAUAUCUCCAGGAAACAAACUUUUCCAAAGGAGGCUUAAUAGCUGGGUUGGAGCCUAUCAAUUUUAUAACUUUAGCAACUCCUCAUCUUGGUGUAAGAGGAAAGAAGCAGCUCCCAUUUCUGUUGGGUGUCCCAAUCCUAGAAAAGCUAGCUGCUCCAAUAGCUCCUUUUUUUGUUGGUCAAACAGGUAGUCAGUUGUUCCUUACUGAUGGUAAACCUGACAAACCACCUCUUCUAUUGAGAAUGGCUUCUGAUUGUGAUGAUGGAAAGUUUCUGUCUGCACUUGGAACAUUUAGAUGUCGCAUCAUUUAUGCUAAUGUUUCAUAUGAUCAUAUGGUAGGGUGGCGUACUUCCUCUAUAAGGAGGGAAACUGAGCUCAGUAAGCCUCCUCGUCAAUCUUUAGAUGGAUACAAGCACGUAGUUGAUGUGGAAUAUUGUCCCCCAGUUCCUUCUGAUGGCCCUAAAUUUUCUCCAAAAGCAGUGCAAGCAAAGGAGGCCGCACAAAAUGCUCCCAAUACACAGAGUACUGUAGAAUAUCAUGAAAUUGUAGAAGAGGAGAUGAUUCGGGGAUUGCAGCUGUUGGGAUGGAAAAAAGUUGAUGUCAGCUUUCACUCGGCUUUCUGGCCUUUCUUUGCUCAUAACAACAUUCAUGUGAAAAACGAAUGGUUUCACAAUGCUGGUGUAGGAGUAAUUGCUCAUGUGGCUGACAGCUUAAAACAGCAAGAAGCAUCAUCAGUAUUGUCUGCUAGCUUGUGACUGCUGUACGUAAUCUCAGCUUUCCUGGGACACGUCUAACUUCACAAUACUAGCUAGAAAAAAAUUCUUACUAUAGUAGUUAGUCAUCAAUAUAAUUACAAUUGUUUUACGCAUAUUUCAUAUAAAGAUACAGUAGUUGUAACAGGAUUAUCAUGCAACUUAAUAGAAAAAUACAUUACCAUACCAAUGAAAACAUGGUUUGUGUAGCAAGGGUUAUUAUUA